This is a messenger RNA of Toxotes jaculatrix (banded archerfish), 7031 nucleotides long. RefSeq names its product zinc finger CCCH-type containing 13 (gene zc3h13). NCBI's taxonomy places the organism in Eukaryota, Metazoa, Chordata, Actinopteri, Toxotidae. The coding region runs from base 157 to 5646 and encodes 1829 amino acids. The record is from RefSeq and is a predicted model, not a curated record. Gene Ontology annotation, molecular function: metal ion binding. The transcript has 20 exons.
AGCAUGUAUGAUGCGCACCCUCCGCCAGUAUGAAGGCACUCAGGGCAGUUUCUGCCUUUGAUUUUAUAGAAUAAGCCUUGUUAUUUCUACAAGCGCUGGCUCCUGUAACUGGACUAAAGUAGAUGCGACACCGAAUCAAUAUCCUGGUCCUGCAGAAUGUCCAAGAUCAGGCGGAAGGUAACAGUGGAGAAUUCAAAAACCAUAUCUGACAGCAGCAGCAGCAGCAGUACCACGACCAGCAGCACCAGCAACCCCGCCGCCCCCUCCCGCAGGCCCAGUGUAUUUGAAAGACUUGGCCCCAGCACUGGGAGUAAUGCUGCUGAUAGUCACUGUAGAAAUUGGUUGAAGACUGGUAAUUGCAGUUACGGCAACACUUGUCGCUACACACAUGGAACUCAGCCACGAGGCAAAGGAUUUAGCUUUAGCCGGUCAACCGAGAGGCCCACAGGUGAUCUGCGGGAGAGGAUGAAAAAUAAAAGACAGGAUGUUGACCCAGAAAACCUGAAGCGAGACCUAGACGAGCCCACAUCCCCCACAGUAAGACAGAGAGACUCCUCCAGAGGCCGACACAGGGAGAAGGAGGACAUAAAGAUCACAAAGGAGCGCACCCCAGCCAGUGAAGAAGAGCCCACAGAGUGGGAAACCAAUCGUGAAGACUCUGAUAUCGGCGACUACGACUACGAGUUAUCCCUAGAGAUGAAGCGCCAGAAGAUUCAACGUGAGCUGUUGAAACUGGAGCAAGAGAACCUGGAGAAGAGGGAGGAGAUUGUUAUUAAGAAAGAUGAGACCCCCACCAAAACAAGGACCACCUGCUUGCCAAAGGCCUCCCCAGAGCAGUUAAGCUCGAAAGAUUCACCCUCAUCCCGGAAGUCAGGCUCCCCAAAACACAAAAGUGGAACCAAAGGGCCAGGCUCUGGGAAGAAAGAGAAGAAGACAUCCGUAUCCUCACCUGUUUCAGAAUCUACCAGGUCUUCAAAAGGGAGCCACAGUAAAAAGAAAGGGCCACGUACCCCGAGUCCUCCUCCCCCAGUUCCCCUGGACAUUCCUGUGAUGGGGAAGAAACACAAAGGCAAACACAAAAACAAGGAGAAGUCUGAGGAAAAACAGAAGGAAGGGAAAGAUCGGGGACGAGAUACAGAAAAACACAAAGAGAAGAAGGAAAAACGCAGGGACCGAUCAGACAGUUCCCACAAAGCCAAGCGGUCGGUGACAUCAGAGGAGCGAUCUGGUAGUGUUUCCUCUCCCUCCAGAGGUGCUUCACCCUCAGCCCGGAAGAAAUCCACCUCUCCUAAAGCUAAAGCCUCUGUACUGGCCUCCCCUCCUCACAGGUCUCCCUCUCCUCCACGCCGCCACCGUACCCCCACUUCUCCCCGCCACCACUCCCCUUCCUCCCACUCUGGCUCCUCUGCCCAGCGGCACUCUCCGUCUCCUCGUCGGCGUCGCUCAUCCUCUCCCACCUAUCAUCGGAGCACCGCAGCGGCAGCCUCCACCUCCUCACCUCAGAGCUCCAGGCGCUCACGGUCACCUCCAGCCUCCCACGACACCUCCUCGCCCCACCGCCGAUCCGACAGAUCGAGCCCCAGUCGGCACCACUCCAGGGGCCGCGAGAGGAGUCGUGGUGACAGAGAGAGGAGUCCACCUGCCCAGGAGCGCAGACACGAGCGCAGAGAUGAUAGCCGCAGCAAGCGAGAGAAAGACAGUGUCCGUGACGACCGGGACUAUGACUCUGAGCAGGUCUCAUCCCGAGACACCCGAGAUGACAGGGACACCAGAGAGGCCCGUGACCGACGGGACGCUCGCGAUCGAGGAAGGGAAACAACUCGAGACUCUCGCGACCACCGAGACAACAGGGACGUAAAGGACUCCAGAGAGAGCAGGACAGAGACCCGGUCCAGUCGAGAGUCUCUGGAGCGACGGGACCGCGAACGGGAACGAGAGAGGGACAGGGAGAAAGAGAGGGACAAGGAUAGGGAGCGAGAGAAAGAGCGAGAGAGGGAGAGGUCCGACACCCACAGGAAGGAGGAUACGGCCCAGGAUGACAGGAGUUAUGGGAGAGGUCAUGGACGUGAAGAUGGAGGGAGAGCUGAAGGAAGGACGGAGAACAGGACAGACAGGACUGAGAGGAACGGACGAGGGAGAGGCCGUGCUAAUGAAACAUCUGAUAAAGGCUCAAACAGAAACUCUCGCGGUUCCCAGCUGGAGAGUUCCCAUGACAACUGGGAGUCACGGAGCAGUGUGGUGCGCGAGCGGAGCGUGGAGAGAAGCACAGAUCGCAGCGCUACCGAAAGAAGCUCUGAGAGGGGCUCAGACCGAGACCGCUAUGAGAGUGACAGAAGAGGAGAGCAGGCCCGGGACUCCUCCUACGACAGGAGAGGAGGGCACGGAGAGCGGGAUCGCAGAGACAACCGAGAGCGAGAUCAGAGGGCAGUUUCUCCAAACAGACACCAGGGAAGAUCAGAGGAGUCUGAGAGGGACGACAGGAGGGAGGAGCGCAGGACUGACAGAGUGGAGGAGAGACGGGACGACAGGACCCGCGACCGGGAGCGAGAGAGAGACCGGGAGAGGGACAGGGAGCGGGAGAGGGAGAAAGAGAAGGACAGAGAGCGAGAGAGGGAGAGGGAAAAGGAGCGAGAGAAGGAGAGGGAGGCUGCUGAGAGGGAGCGGGCCAGGGAGAGAGAGCGGGAGCGGGAACGAGAGAGGGAGAGAGAGCGGGAGAGGGAGCGCGAGCGAGAAAGGGAGCGCGAGGAGCGGGAGAGAGAGAGGGAGAGGAAGGAGCGAGAACGGGAGAGGGAGAGAGAGAGGGAGCAGCGGGAGAGAGAGAGGCAGCGGGAGUGGGAGGAGAGAGAGAGAGGAAGGGAGGAGAGGCGGGACAGGAGAGAGGACACCAGGGAAGACCGGUCUCUUCGAGACACCCGGGACGAUCGCAAGACAAGUCGUAAGAGGUCCAGACAGGAGAACAGCCCCAGCCCCCGUUCCUCGCCAAAGCGAGCUACACGGGACCUCAGUCCGGCAGACAGCGAUGGCUACAACAGUGCAGAAGACAAAAGUGGUGAUAAGCAUCGUCUGCUGAGCCAGGUGGUGCGGCCCCUGGAGCCCUCCUUGCGUUCUCCACCAAGGGCCGCUCCAUCUGAUGACAAGCUCAGUCACUGGAAGGACGAAGAGCGCAGAGGAGCCGGGGACAAAAGGGAAGCACGCAGCCGCCACGAAGACCUAGAGUCUCGUGGGGAACGCAGCAGAGGAGGCGACAGACGAGGAGAUCACCUCUCAGACACCCCAUCUGACUCCCGUGGCAGAGGCAGAGACCAGCGAGAAUCCACUCCACCUCCUCCUCCUUCAGCCCUCGCUGCUGGCAGCGAAGACAGAGACACCGCUGGCUCCCAGUCCCACGAGGAGGGCAAAAAGAAGACAAAGUCGCAGAGGAAAGGGCUGAAGAAGGGCCGCAAAGACGAGGAGAUUAGCGUUGGCAACAGCCUGGCUGCUGUAGGGGACCGUUUCAGCCACGAUCCCCCCACUGCUGCCUCUUCAGAUGGACCUCCACCCUUACACUCUCCCAGGAAAGUUGCCAAGAAGAAGGCUCUUGACCGAAAGAGAAAACGGUCACCAGAAGGAGAUUCUGACAUAUCCGAGGAGGAUACUUCACGUCAGUCACAUAGUAAGAGGAAGAGAGGUCCCCGGACACCACCACCCUCGAUGAGGCCUGAUCACCGCGGUGCUGGAGGCAACACAGAGCCAUCUCCGCUGUCCAAAAUGGACAACUUCAGUGACUGGUCAGAUGAGGAGGUCACAGACCGAGGAGGAGGACCACUGGAAACACAAGCUCCCCUGGCUCCUGCUGAGCCUCUUAGAAGAGGCGGAGGACCCAGGGUGGGCAGGGACAGGGAUAGGUGCAAUCCCCCACCCAUUGCCCCUCUACUCCCCCAGGAUCCUCCUAUGUUGCUGCAGACUCUGACUCCACAGCCCCUCAUGUCCCAGCCCCUGCUCCGCAAACCUCCACCAGAGCAGACACGCAGCAGCAGCAUGGGGAGCAACCAGAGCCGCACAUCAUCCCGACGCCUGCGAUCACCCUCUGACGAGUCAGCCCACCGAGAAGACCCCCAGGGUCCACGAUCCCGCCGGGGAAGGCUGCAGGGCACCAACUCUCGCGAUCGAGAGAGAGAAAGAGAGCGGGAGAGGGAGAGGGAGAGAGAAAGGCCAGCUGUAAAUGACCCUCCUGUGGCCGAGAGGAAGUCUCGAAUUGACCAGUUGAGGAGAGGAGAGCCCAGUCGCAGCACCUCAUCAGACCGGCAGGAUUCUCGCAGCCACAGCUCCAGACGCAGCUCUCCUGACUCUGAGAGGCAAACCAGGUCCAGGUCCCGCGCUGGCUCCUACGACAGUCGAGAACGGGAGAGAGACAGAGAGCCGUUUGAGCGGGAACGAGACCGAGACCGAAAGGACCUCCGGCCUCAGCAGCAGCAACAGCAACAGCAGCCCCUGCUCCUCCAACAGCCCCUUCAACAACAAAGAGACUGGGAGCCCGAGCCUAGGGACUGGCCCAGCAGGGGACGAGAGCCCCUGCUCAUGCGUCCCGGCCGUGAACCUCUCCUGAGGGAGCGGGACAUGAGGGACAGGGAACGCUUACUCCCUGAAGGACUCAUCCAGCAGCACGAACGGGAGCGGGAGAGGGACAGUAGAGGUGAAAGAGGCGGCGAGCGAGAGAGGGAAAGGAUGAUGAUGAUGGAGCUGCCGCCUCACGGGGAUCCCAGGGCUCCAGGACGAGUGGACCUGAGGGGAGAAAUGAGAGGAGACCUGCGAGGGGACAUGAUGAGGCAGGACAGGAGCGACUAUGAACCUCUGCUGCCAAGAGAAGCCUUGAGCCCUUCAGAGAGCGAGAAAGCGAGCAACAGUCACCAUCUCAUGGGAGAGCAACGGGAGCUGGAGAAGGCGGACAGCAUCGACGGAGACGAUGACGGUAAAGAAGACGAUGGACAGUCAGUAGCAUCUGUGGGAGAGGAGUACGAACCAAUCAGCGAUGACGAGCUGGAUGAAAUACUGGCUGAUAGCCAGAAAAAAGAGGAUCAGCAGGACGAUGAAAAAAUUACAGGUCCUUUGGAUGUGAUCGAUGUGGACUGGUCCAGCCUGAUGCCCAAACAGAAGCAGGAACCGCGGGCAGCAGGGGCGGCAUUGCUCCGGUUCACCCCAGGGGCUGUGCUCCUCAGGGCUGGCAUCUCCAAGCGACUUGCUGGGCCCGAGCUCCUGGAGCAAGUCAGAGAGGUGUGCAAGUCUGAGCUGGACGACCCUAAAGAUGCUGACAAGCUGUUCGAGCAUGAUCUUGGGGCCCUGAACAUGGCGGCCCUGAACAGGCGGGUGGAGAGAGCAGGUUUACUGAGCAACCUUGGGCCCUGCUGCAAAGCCCUGUGCGCCCGCAGAGACUUUGCCAUCCGUCGGCAGCUGUUGAAAAAUGACAAGGGCCUAACCAAGCAGUAUCCCACUACCCCUGUAGUGGACAACGAGCUGCUGCAGAUGAGCAUGCGUCUCUUCAGAAGGACCGUGGCUGGCCAGGCCUCGGCCCCAGAAAGGUCCGACAGUGGCUCGGCACCAGCAGCCGAAGUUGCCGCAGCUGGUAGCAGUAAGCUCAGCGCAGCGCAGCCUGAGGUGUGUGUGUCCUGAAAGAAAUGGGCUUAGUGAGUAAAAGACAUGCAAGUGAACUCCUCUAAGCCUUCACUUCUUCUAGCCCUCGCUCUUCACCUCUUUCUUUCCCAUUUCAUUACAUACAUAGUCUUUUUAGACACAAGAGGAAAUAAAGAAAAACAGCAAAAUUGUGAAUUUCUUAGUUAUGCUUUACAUGUUUUGGAUGAUUUGCAAGUGCUGUCCCAUAGACUUCUGGACAUUCUAGCCUAUGGAGGUGUGUAAUCGACCGUGUACGAGACAUGUAAAACACCUAAAAUGACUUCAUGUUUUUUUUUUGUGCAUUACAGUGUUUUAGAUCUGCUUUUUAAUUGUCCGUUUCACCUGCCUAAUCAAGUUCAGACGACUGUUCUGUUUUCUUAUGUUGUGCAUUGGUUCCUACAACUGUGCAUUAAAAUGGUUAGAUGUUGAUUUUUGUAAUGGGUCUUUUGCUUUGUAUGAAGUGACUGUCCAGCCUUCAAAUAAUGUGACACUUGAUGUUUUUGUUGCUAUUUUUGUUUGCGCCAUAUCACAAAAUACCUGCAGAGCUAAUCUAUAGCAUUUGAUGCAGAGAAGUUACUGACCAGCAACACUGAAACUGAACCGUCCUGCCGGGACUUGAACAAACGUUUUGCCUGAAUGAGCACUGCCAAACUAUUCCUUCACUGAAUGUAAGUUGUUACAACUGUUGGACACGUUAUUGUUUUUUUGCUUGAUGUAUUUGUUUUGAAUAGUUUGGCAAUGUCUCCCUGAAGUGAACUCAAGUGAGUGCAGAGAACACUAUAGACUGCAGAAUACUUCAACACUGCCAUGUGGAAUUCCUCUCCUUAACGUUCACCAGCCCACACCAUCCAAAAAGGAGCCAAAAAUGCUGAUAGGAAAAGACACUAGAGUGUUUAGGUAAAAAAAAAUGACUGGAGAUAAUUAAUCUGAACUUCACAUCUUGUUUCUGUGGUCCAGUGUUUGACCAUCCAGAGUCACAAUAAAAAGACUUGUACAGGUGGAUAAGCUGAAGCUCUGGGAUGUGGUUGUAUGAAGACUUGAAAAGAGCAGGUUGUGCAUGCUGUGAGUGCUGGGACAGAAAUUCAACGGACAAACCGUCUUAAGUGUUGCACUGAACAGAUUAAGAAUGGAAAAAGGCUGUUAUAGAACUGGAUUCAACGUGACACCUCGUCCCGGCCACGCAACUGUGACUUGAAAUCUAAGUGACAUUACAGACGUGGAGAGGCUGGGCUCUGAUGAAGCCCGCUGUCCUUAAGUCUAUGAUGUUCAAAGACACUUUUCCUACUCCAUGUUUCUUUUUACAAGGUGUGUAAGUAAAGAUAUUUGGUUUAACUCUGUACUAUUAUUAUUUUUUAUUUUUACUGUAAAAUAAAUGUAGAAUGACA